AUGAAGACAAACAAUGAAUUGCGAGAAGAAAUUUCAAAGUGCUUAUUUGCCUCAAAGAUUUUUAAAUUUAUGGCUUUCAACAUUGACCGAGGAUCCAAGGAGCCUGAGAAACAAAAAGAAUUUCUGGAAAAGCUUGUAAUUAUUAUGCCAGAUAGAUAUCAAAAUAAAUGUGAAAAGAAGAAAACAAUGUCAGAAGAUUAUGAUGAUGGUAAAACUAUGCCCGAAGAAACUGAUGAUGAGAAAACUAUGCCUGAGGAGUCUGAUGAUGAGAGAAUCAAUUUCUUUUUAGAUAUUGUUAAGUAUUUCCGAUGUGAAUGUAUAUUUGCAAAACAGAUUGACAGCAAGUUGGAAAGUGUUAAGCGAUUUUUUGUCAAUUUAAAGGUGUGUUACUAUAAACCGAAAACUUUCAAAAACAGAAAUUUUCAUUUUGUUAAUGAGACUACUUAUUUAUAA
Molecule: messenger RNA, 453 nt
Organism: Meloidogyne enterolobii
Lineage: Eukaryota; Metazoa; Nematoda; Chromadorea; Rhabditida; Meloidogynidae
Source: the annotation of a GenBank genome assembly